Closterium sp. Naga37s-1 is the source of this 1026-nucleotide messenger RNA. The record is from the annotation of a GenBank genome assembly. NCBI's taxonomy places the organism in Eukaryota, Viridiplantae, Streptophyta, Zygnematophyceae, Desmidiales, Closteriaceae.
AUGCACUGCACCCCUCACGUAACGCCCUGCCGCCCUGCUCUGUGUUCCCAACGUGUGGUGAAAAAAAAUUCCCCCGCUGUGCAGAGACCCACCAUUGGACCGAUUGGCAACAUAUCUGCCACCAAGGCAGAUAUGUUUGCCAGCGUUUCUUGGCAGCGCGCCGAAGUUGCUGAAGGCGGUGGUGAGGGAUCUUCCAGAGGAGUCACAGAGACUCCGUCAACCGCGCAGAGUGCGCCCGGGAAACGUCAACGCGUGGGUGUAAAAUACAUCCAGCAGCGUCUAUGGGGCGCGCCGCCACCACGCACAUCUGCAUCUCCUCCCAAAACGGCGGAGCGUGAGGAGGAAGCAGAUGAGAACACGGCGGAAGAGGCAUCGUUCGAUGUCAUCAAGCACCGAUUCGACACCGAAUGGUCCGGGAAGUUUUCGUGGCUGCGUCUCGUGCGCAAAAAGGACGGGCGGCCGGGGCUUAAAUGCGACAUCUGCAUCAAGUAUGGUGACCCUGCUGCGCACACCAGCUACGGCGUGAGGGGUGAGGGCGCACGAGAUCUGCAGAUCGGUAGCAUCCGGACGCACGUUUCGACCCGAGCUCACAAGCAAGCGGUGAAAGAGCAAGAAAGCGCGGAGGCGGACAAGCAGAGGCAGGUCACAUUGAUGCGGUGGCAGACGACAGACACCGCCACACGCCAUAUCAUCCGCAUACUCCACAUCGCCUUAUUUAUCUGUAAGGCUGACGCCCCUAUUGCCAUGUUUGUGCCGCUGUGUUGGGAGGCGCUUGCCGCCAAGGACGCAGCUGAAGCGGUCCCGGAGUUGAGCAUGGUGGACGAGGUGGUCCGCGCAUUCUCAAACAUACUUGGGCAAAGUGGUGUCAAGUACCAAAAGUUCCAGAAUCUGCAGCAGGUGUUUUGCAAGACUAACCUCGAGGCGCAAGGUAUUUUCGACGCGCGCUGGUUGUCACGAGGGGAGGCACUGGAGCGCCUGCUGGACGUGUUACCUGCUGCUAUUGUCUUGCUGAAGGAGUACCGCUAG